Messenger RNA from Papilio polytes (common Mormon), 4454 nucleotides. Its product is annotated as protein bric-a-brac 2-like. NCBI's taxonomy places the organism in Eukaryota, Metazoa, Arthropoda, Insecta, Lepidoptera, Papilionidae. Gene Ontology annotation, molecular function: protein binding. The record is from RefSeq and is a predicted model, not a curated record. The transcript has 10 exons. Gene Ontology annotation, cellular component: nucleus. Gene Ontology annotation, biological process: regulation of transcription by RNA polymerase II. Bases 599 to 2239 code for a protein of 546 amino acids.
UUGCAAAUGGCGGCCGCGUGACGGAUGUUAGUACGCCGUCAAAAUGCAUACGCGAUGUCUUGAAAAGUUAAAAAGUUUUUAAAGUGGCGUCUCUAAAACAACAAAUAAUGUGUAAUGAGUUUUCUUCCAAUUGGUUUUUCAUUUUUGAGUGUCGGCGCGACUGAGACCGAGGGAGGAAAGCUGGGACCCGACGGAAAAAUAUGAACAAUUUGUGCUCUUAAAAUUAUUGAUUUUUCAUCGUUAAAAAAACAUCAGACGCCGCUAAUUGCAUACGUGAUGUAGUGUCGCGCGGCGGCUCCAAUGUAUUAAAAUUAUACAAGUGCGAGUUCCAGUAUUUUACAUAUAAUUAUACAGUCUAGUCUAAAAGUUUCUUAUAAAAUAUAAAACAAGUAUUGCUUGUACUUAAUGUUUUCUACUUAAUAAAACUGUGAUAAAGAAUUUGUGCCGGACAAUGUGGUUUUGUUCAUGAACUAGUGCAAUUUUUUUAUAACAAUAUCAUUGCAAUUUAUAAUAAGGACUGAAAUAUAAUCGGCCAAAGAUAUCUUAAGUAUUAUGUUUUUAUACAAUUAAAUAUAAAGUGUGGUUGGGUGCUGGCAAGAUGGCGUUGCCACCGCAACAGUUCUGUGUGAGAUGGAACUCAUACCAUACCAAUUUGCAGUCGGUGUUCCCCCGGCUAUUACUGACGGAACAGUUCGCUGACGUGACGCUGGCUUGUGAAUCGCGGCAACUGCGCUGCCACAAGCUAGUGCUGUCGGCAUGCAGCGCGUACCUCGAGCGCCUGCUGCUGCAGAACCCCUGCAAGCAUCCCAUCGUCCUCAUGCGGGAUAUGAGGUUCAGUGAGAUGCAAGCCCUGGUCGACUUCAUGUACAAGGGCGAGGUGAAUGUGACGCAGGAGGAACUGCCCAGCCUUCUCAAAUCUGCUGAGGCGCUGCAGAUCAGAGGACUGUGCUCGAGUGACACGAGCGGGCUGACUUCGGAGACGAGCUCCGGUACAGAGAGCAAAGACUUCACGGUGGCGAGCGAGGCGCUGCUCGCCACGCACAGAGAUACUACCACUAAUGGUCCGACAAACCAACAGCAGAAGGCGGCCAACGUGAGCGCGACAACGAACGGCACUAAGAAACGGAAGUCUGAAGACAGGGAGAGGAACCCCGAGGUGAAGGAGGAGACGGUGGAAGAGGAUGGACUUUAUUACGGAGAACUGGAUAAUGAGAAUAUGGAAUAUAACGAGGAAGAGGAAUCUGGAAAACCAGGCAGCAGUUUAGGACAAACCUCAGGAUCAUAUAUACGAGUGAAACCGGAAAGCGAAUUAUUAUUUCAAACGAAAUUGCAAAAUCUAUCAAAAACCAAUUACGAGUAUAUUAGAAAGCUUUCCAAAAUGAAUACAUUAGAAAUACAAAACGAAUUCUCGAAAUAUGGCCUUGAAACAAAUAAUACGGCAUCAGAAGACGCGUAUGUACAAAAAAACGCUGAAAACGAUUACUACAAAUCGUGGUUAGAACAAAACGGCGAGCUCGAAGUAUCCCUACUAAAAGCUAAUCAGACAAAAAAAUCCAAAACCGAUAUAAAAAAUCAGAAAUCCGAAGUAGAACUUAUACCAAAACCGAAAACCGUUAGUAAAGAUUACCCUAAAUCUGUGGAGAAACCUCAGAUACGUAGACGAGGUCGGCCACCGAUUUUCAAAGAUAAAAACAUGGAUAUCGGUGAUACUGUAUUGAAGUCCGAUUUAGAUCAAUUUCUAGAAGGUAAAGAAGUUAGCUCAUCUGGACUGUCCCGUAAGGAUUUAGAAAGAGUGAUGAUGGGAAAAUUCAACCCUAACAGAAGGUACUCUAACGAAGCUAUGUGGGCGGCUCUCAUGGAUGUUAAGAAAGGAGGAAGCAUUUAUAGAGCUGCACAAACACACAAAGUGCCUCGCAAAUCUCUACGUAACUGGAUGAAGCGAUGCCAUAUUAAAUCUUCAUUCCCGAUGCCGCAGCAAUUGAAGCAAUUCGUUGAGAACAGCAAAAAACAACGAGAAUACAAAACAUUCGAUGGAUAUCCGAACGCGGAUCAAAAUUAUGGAGAAAAAAGUGGUACAGAAGAUGUACAUUUUGAUAACGAAUUGGAUUUCGGGAAACAUUUUCUUACCUUCACCGGUACCGUUUCUAGUGAAGAUGAAGCUAAAAACGAAGAAAAACCUACCGAAACGGUAGAAAACAGUGAAGAUGGCACAGCACUUAAUAUGUCACUCCAUGAGUGAUUUGGUAGCUUUUGAAUACUUAAAUCUUGAACUGCCCCAGUUUAAAGAAAUAUUGAUUGCCAAAGAAUAAGCAAAGAUUUAUAGAAGGAAUUGGGUAUUAAACUGCAUUCAGUUUCUUAAGUCCGUUUCAACUAAAUUGAACUGUUCAAUUAAAAUUGCUUGUGUAGGCAAAACUUUAAACUGAACGAUUCAACUGACAGUUAAAAUUUUGUCUAAAUAUAUUUUAAGGCGAUUCCUUCAGUUCAGUUAAAACUGACAACUGACCGUUUUUAGCGGGAAGGUGGUAACUUAAUUACUCCUAUAGUGAUUUUACCUUGAAAUAACACUAAGGGACUUCCUUAGUGGCCACUGAAUUCUGAAUACAGUAUUUUUUACAUAUUGAGUAAUUCACGCGAAAAUUGGUAAAGUUUUGUAAAAGUGUGUAAGAAAAGUUUUAUUUAGUACUUGCACAUUUGUAUACUUAAGUAUAUUAUUUUAACUCAAUGUGUGAAAUAAGACAAACUCUACCGUCUUACUAUUCAAUCUAAUUUUAGUAAAAAAAACUAAAGAUAGAUUUUUUAAUCCCAAAAAUACUAUAUUAAUAAAAAAAAAUCUUUAUUUAUAGUAGAUUUCCUAUUUUAUACCUUGCAAUAUUACAUCCAAAGAUUCUUUGUUUUUUUAUGUUUAAAGAAAUACACCUCGAAUGUAUAAUAUUGUUUUUAAAAAGCUGUUUUUAGUAAAUAUUGGUAAUACCAGUGCAAUAUUUUAUUACCGAUUUGGUAGCUUUUAUGUUUCAUUCGAGGCGAUGUGUUAUUUUAUUUAUUUUUACCUACCGUUUUUGUUAAAUGAUUAUAGAAUAUUAGAUGAAAUGAAAUGGGGAUUAUAUUGGCCUUUUAUGUCUUAACGUACGUUUCCACUGACGAAAUUUGUAUAAAAACUUGUUAAAGACAGAAAGUUAUUUGACAUAUUGGGCAUAGUCUAACUAAAUUAUAAUACGAGCGCCCUCUAUUGUCAAAAAAGUGUCAUAAAAUCUUUUUUAUUGAAGCUGUAAUUUUUUUUCUUUUAUGUCAUUUUCCACAAGUAGUUUUUAAAACUAACAGCGACAUCGGGCCAGAUAAGCUAGUUGCACUAUAUCUCUGUUUUCUAAAUCAAGGGUAACAAGUUUUUGUAAAUUCUUCUGCAGUGUAAACGCACGGUUAUAUAAGGACAACGUCCAAAGAUAAAGAAAAGACUUGAAAAUGAAAUUUUAGCGGUAAAUAUUAAUUAUGACAGUCUGGAUGAAAUAAAAAAAAAACAUCGAUUUUUAUAGAUAAUGGACUGUCAACUUUUCGAUACUUAUAAUUGCUUAAAUAUAGUGAUAAUUUAUUUAAUGUUUUUUAAGGUUUCUGUACUUAAUUAGCUGAUUGAACCCCCAGCCGUAGAACCAUCGAAAGUUAUUUUAGUAGUAUAUUUAAGUUUGCUUUAAUUAGGCCGAAAUGAGCGAUCGAUAGGAACCUUUUUGAUUAUAAUAACGCCUAGUAAAUACUAGGGUAAAUUUUUACCUUUAUUUUAGAAACAUGUGUAAAAUACAUAUUUCACGCUUAUAAAAAAAUCUUACUUUUUAACUAAUACAAAUAAAAAAUAUAGACUUGAUAACCUCCAUUUUUGAAGUCAGUUAAAAAUAUUGUUAUCCAGUAAUGUAAUUCUCACUUUAAUUUGAGUUUUGGUUCUUUUUUUAAAAUACCUGUCGAUCGCUGCAUUACCUAGGCUUUUAACUACGUGUGUUGUUCCUAAGGUUAUUUAAAAGCGAUGCCUUCGAGGCAUUACAUUGUCUUUCUCUUCAAGGGCGUGCAUUUGACCUGAUUAUUGUGGUUUUACGCGUGUAUGUCACGUAGUCGUCGCGUGUACGUUGCGUAGUCGUCGCGUGUGGUUUGUUUGAACUUUUGUCGUGUAUUGUAAAUGGGACCUUUGUGCAAUCGGAGACUGAAAGAAAAUUUAAGAUGGUUGAAAUUUGUUGCCAAUUGAUAAUAUUUAUAUUGUAUUUAUAAUAGUUAUUUUAUAUCUAUAAUGUUACCAGGCAGUGUAUUUUUAUACAGAAUGCCUGAUAAAAAAAAUAAGAGUUAGAGAAAGUUUUGAGUCGAAAAUGUAAUCGACUUCGUAGGUUAUGAUGAAAUUAAAGGUAAUGUUUUUCAUUUUUUUAUGACUAAGGGCCUGUCCCACUAAAUUGUAAAUUGAUGUAACAAUCGAACGUGUAAAA